UGCAUAUGUACUCAACGUGGCAAGCCAACGCUACGGUAGCCUGCAUCAAUAGGUUCCUCUGAUAAGCAGGCUCUCUAUAUUGAGGGAAACCAAGUCGGGUUGCCUGAGAGAGGGGUGUUCCCCUUGAUAUCGAGCUCCAAGCUCCCCUCUUUGAACUAGAACCUUGCAUACCUACCUAGGUACACUGAAUAACUCCUACGUGAACAGCAGCGCCUCAAUAUGGCGCCCCAAGGAGCGGCUAUGUCGCUUCAGUCUAAGGAUCACAAGAUAUUGAUGGAUAUUAUUGAUAAAUUGAGAUCAAUGGGAAUUAACCGAUAUGUCAAUCUUCCCCAGAUUGUCGUCUGCGGCGAUCAGUCAUCGGGUAAAAGUUCUGUUUUGCAGGCAAUUUCGGGCAUGUCUUUUCCGACCAAGGAUAACCUCUGUACACGUUUCGCGACGGAACUGAUCUUACGACAUACUAAUGAGCACAUUGAAGAGAAAUGUCGCGUGUCUAUUUCUCCUGGUAUCGAUCGCUCGGCUGAAGAAAAGGAACGUCUUGAGAAGUUCCAAUACUCCGAGAUUCCCGACAACUUCAACUUCAAUAUUGGAGCCUUAGUGGAUAAGGCCAAAGAAGUCAUGGGAGUUGGUUCUGAUCAGGGUAGAACUUUCUGUAAGGACGUCCUUCGUAUCGAACUAUCCGGUCCAACUCAGCCUCACUUGACAAUCGUCGACCUCCCGGGACUUUUUCGUGCUGGUAAUAGGGAGCAAUCCGCUGAGGAUGCUGCGAUCGUACAAUCGCUAGUGCUGUCGUACAUGAAGAAUCCACGGAGUAUUAUACUGGCUGUGGUUUCAGCUCAGGGCAACUUUGCUUUGCAGGAUGUCACCCAGCACGCACGCGAGAUUGAUAUUCGUGGUGAAAGGACCUUGGGGCUCAUCACAAAACCGGACACGCUCGACGUCGGUUCGGCAAGUGAGCGUGACUACUUCGAUUUGGCACAAAAUAGGGACGUCAAGUUCCGGCUUGGAUGGCACGUUAUGAGAAACCGUGAUUUCAAAAGCAGAGAUGUCACGAAUGAGGAGUGGGACCAAGCAGAGGCAGAGUUUUUCGGUCAAGGCGUCUGGGCUGGACUACCACGAUCCCAGAAAGGGUCUGUAAGCCUACGUACUCGGCUGAGCGAGGUGCUAAAGGAACAAAUACUUAAACAGCUAUUUGAAGUUCUAGAAGAAAUUUAAAGAGGGUUAACCGUUGGCUCCGCCUUUUGGUACAUAUCUAUUUUGUAGCAUACGAGAUCAAUAUAAUAUAAAUAAUAGGAAUAAUUUUAAUAAAUAAUUAUAAUUAUAAUGAACUGGUGUGGUGCCACAUCGCCAAAAGCAAAGGUAUUAUUAUGUAAUCUUAG
Molecule: messenger RNA, 1376 nt
Organism: Daldinia decipiens
Lineage: Eukaryota; Fungi; Ascomycota; Sordariomycetes; Xylariales; Hypoxylaceae
Product: P-loop containing nucleoside triphosphate hydrolase protein
Exons: 1
Coding region: 220-1212 (330 amino acids)
Cellular component (GO): microtubule; cytoplasm; membrane
Molecular function (GO): GTP binding; GTPase activity; microtubule binding
Source: RefSeq, a predicted model, not a curated record